AUGACUGAACAAAGCCCAACGAAGUCCAGCAUAAAAACUGAAAAAAAUCUUAACGUUACCAUGAUGGCCGUCGAGUGGCAUGGAACAACUGAUGUUCGCGUUAAUAUGAAACGACCAAGACCUGUGAUUACUAAACCGACUGAUACCAUCGUUCGUAUUACCGCAACGACAAUCUGCGGAUCUGAUCUUCACCUGUAUCAUAAAGGAAUUCCUCGCGUGGCGAAAGGUGACGUUAUGGGUUACGAAGGAAUGGGCAUAAUUCAUGAAGUUGGCAGACAGGUAUCAAAAUAUAAUGUUGGCGAUCGAGUCGUUAUCUCAUCCGUAAUUGCUUGUGGGUCUUGCGGUUCUUGCAGAAGAGGGUUGUUUAGCUGUUGUGAUAUUUUUAACCCAAAUGAUUCCGGUGAGAGUGCAGAAAAAUUUCAUGGUACACAAGCUGAAUACGUUCGAGUCCCUUUCGCUGACAUUAAUCUUAUUCAUAUCUCUGAUGAAGAAAGUCAAAUUUUAAUGGAGAAAGCGCUUUUACUGUCUUCUGUGGCUUGUAAAGGAUUGCAUGCAUGCGAAAUGAGUAAAGUUCUUAAAGGAGACAUUGUCGGAAUUUGGGGUGCCGGUCCAGUGGGAAUAAUGUGUGCGGCAUGGGCAAAAUAUCUUGGAGCUUCUCGCGUAAUUGUAAUCGAUUCUGUUCCGAGCCGCCUACAAGUUGCUCUUAAAAUUGAAGGAAUUGAAAUAAUUAAUUGUAAAGAAGAUAAAGACGUCGUUGGAAAGAUAAAAGUUUCCGUACCUGGAGGUUUGGAUAUUGCUAUUGAUGCUGUGGGAAAUAAUUAUGUUACAAAAUCUUUUAUCGGCAAGCUUGAGAAGGCUUUGUUUGCUGAUACUGAAAGUUGUGAUGCACUUGAUGAAGCUAUUUUGUGCACGAAGAGAGGUGGCAGUAUUAGCUUGAUCGGUGAUUACAACACGUUUACUAACCAUUUUAGAAUUGAUGCUAUCAUGGACAAGUCACUUUCCAUUCGAGGAGGCAAAUCUCACACUCCGAAAGCUUACAAAAAAUUGGAUAAAAAAGAAGAGGGAAUAAUCAAAAUCUUUCUAAUUGUCGAUGAAAAGGAAUUUCCUCAUCUCAUUACCAGUUUUGCGAGUGGAAGUAGAACUAGUACAGUUGCCGAAACUGCGAGUAAAAGUAAAACCGAUGAAGUUGUUGAAACUGUGAGUGAAACUAGUCCCCGUGAAGUUUCUGAAUCUGUGAGUGAUGUGAAGAUCGUUAUGUCCGUUCCUAACUUAUCUACUGAACCCAUUGAUCGUGUAUCAAGUGAACCUGUUCGUCGUUCAUCUUUUGAAAGCAAUGGCUUAGUUCAAGAUACUAGUUCUGCGAAAUCUCUCAGCGAUACUGGGUGUAAAAAGGAAGAAAUUCAUGGAACGUCACAAAGUACUAAAAACGACAUUAAUUAUAAUGAGUUUCAUGAAAACGGAUCGCAUAAAAAAGACGAAGUUAAAAACGACUAG
Molecule: messenger RNA, 1494 nt
Organism: Racocetra persica
Lineage: Eukaryota; Fungi; Glomeromycota; Glomeromycetes; Diversisporales; Gigasporaceae
Source: the annotation of a GenBank genome assembly